AUGAUUCUGAUCCUGCGUUUCUAUCAUUGGCCGGGUGGAAGCACAGCCUGGUCUCCCUGGCAGCAUCGGAAGAGCCUGGAGCCUCUGCCAGUUAGCGAGGAAUGGCUGGUGGCAUGGAGUGCCCUCCGGCUCACCAGACUGACCUCAUCUGAGGCACAAACAGAUCUCUUGGAUACGGGAAAUGGAACCCUGGUAUGGAACGCAGGAAUCCAUGACCUCCCUUUAUAUCACAGCCCUGCCCCUAACGCGCUGAACCUCUCUACAAUAUUGCCGGAGCAUUAUGAGAAGGUGUUUGAGCAGUACGGCAGUGCCAGGGUGAGACUUUGUGUGUUUAGCACAUCCAGACCCGACUUCCCCUUCCUUCCUGAGUCUCCCAGUGUCUGCAGACCCAUCCCAGGGGUUCCAGAGGAUGUGUUCAUCCCCCACUCCAGAUCGAGGCCAGCUACAGACCCCUUCUCUGCUGCAGAUGGCAUUGACUUGUACAUUGACGGGACUCGUUACCUACCCGAUGCUGUCACCGUCUCUCGGGUCACCGGACGGAUAUUUGACAAGAACUUUGACCAGUAUGGGCCUGAUAUUUGCACUGAGAUUGAUUUCAAUAGCGACAUUUUCCAUCCCUCCUAUAAAUACUCACUGCAGAUCCGCUCGCUAAAUUUACCGCCAACUGCCACACUACUACUAAAGGUUUAUACCAUUGACAGAUUCACACAAAGAGUGUCGCUCAUCGGAUGGGCAGCUCUCAAUUUGUAUGUAGAAUCUGGAUCCGAAAAGGCUCCCUCCUCAAAUUCAGGAGAUAUCAAGAUUUCUUUAAACGAUGGUGCGCACCAGAUCCGUGUGUAUCAUAGAGCCCCUCCCACUGACCAACCCUUCUCUGCCGAAUCCUUGUCUUCAUCAGGACGGAUUGUUCCAUGUUCCACGUUACUUGUACGUGUAGUUAAGACUCCAAAUAAUAUAAACACACACACUACUCAGAAAGAUGGGGAACUUCAGCCGACCCUGCAGCACCCAGAAUACUCUCAAGGCAUUUAUUAUUCGGACCAAGCUCGGCCCACACAGGGGGAGAUAGAGCUGUACAGAGCGAUGAUGAACAGAUCUGUUGUUCUGGUUAAAGACGUGAUUCCGGUGUUGGCGGGCAGCGUGCAAGAUACUCUGAUUUCCCCUAAGCAGCUCUCCGAUUGGGUACAGAAGACUUUCACUGAGCAGAUGGCUCAAACUCCUCCCCCAUUCGACCUUUGCUGUAUCUCUCGAUACCAUCUAAAGUCAGGAAUGAAGGUUUCAUUAGACAGAGCCCUGAAUUUGCCAUGGUCUGGUUUCUCCAUGGCUCAUAUUUGCCUGAAUCCUCCUGGGGCUUUCUAUUUGGGACAUCCUUGGUUGAAAUAUGACCGCCCAGUGCCAGUGGACGAUAUUGACCUGGACAGCCACCAAAAAUGUCCUGUAUGGCAGGAUGGUUUCAAGACAUUUACACACAGGAUAUUUCAUAAGCAUUUAACAGUUUUAAUCCACCUGCAUGAGAUACUGCCACAUCAAGAUGUUCACUACAAUAAGCAGGAUACUGAGUCGGGGAACUCAGAACCACAAUCACAGAAAGAAGCCCAACAGACUCUAAUGCCGGGUAUUCAGGCAUGGACAGCCCUGCAAGUAUUUUACAACAAUUAUUGUAACAUGGGCGUAUAUCAGCUGCCACUAUACCAAGGAGCUCCGAGCCCGGAUGUGUUACAGGCUUUAAGUUUGGCACCCUGUGCUGUCACGUUAAAGGAUCUAGAACAGAAACAAGUUAUUGAUCCAGUACCAGGAGCCUCUGUACUCGUUCGAAUAGCAGAUGGAAGACGGUUUGAGGAGCUGAACAAAUAUGACCCACAAGAUAUAAAUCUAAGUUAUCUCUCAGAAGAUGCUGCAGACCUGUACAACAUAACACAAGAAGGGGAAAAGUUAUCAGCAUUGAUACCGGAUGGACAGAAAGACUUUAAGAAGAAUCUAGUUUACUGGUUCAGAAAGCAUCUCUCUCAGAGUCCAGACUCAUCAUAUUCCAUGACUGCAGAGAGGACCUAACAGGCUAACACCACAAACUGACUGGAUCUGCAAGGACUGCUCUCCAGAAAAACCCAGACACAAAUAAAUAAGUCUGCUGGACAAACUAAAACUGCCCGUUCAGUGAUCAUAAGGUCACUAUGGCAUUCACAGAUAUGAACAGUGAAACUCUGGACAGCUUCUAAAACCAAGGUCCUUGGUGUGAGAGCACCCUCCCCUAUAAGAUGCAAAAAGUGAAUACGUGGCCUGGAUAUAUUUAAACAUGUAACUUUGAGAACUGUGGCUUGCCUGGAACCAUUAUGAAGAACUAGCUGCAAAGUAUAUAUAGCCGUGGUUCAUACUUUUGUGCCUAGGGCCAUCUUAAAAUAUGCUACUCAUUGGCUUCAAGGCUGUAAUGUGAGUAAUAGGCAUCAGCAUUAAAAUGGUGAUUCCCAUCAGACAAUGACAUCUAAUAAGGCAAUGCUCGCCAAGGAAAAAUCCACAGAACAGUCACAAAUUUAUGCAGACACCUGACUGACAGAACCGCUUUAAAUGAAGUUUAAAAUAACAACGUGAUAUAAAUAAAAUAACUCUUAAAUCAAACUAAUCAAGCAUUUUCAGAAAAGCCAUUCAUCCUGCCGCUGAGGGAUACCUGGGGACUAUCUGCUCACCUCUGAGAAUAUGCUCUACCAUGAGGAGCUCAGAGUGAAGUGCGGUCUGGUCACAUGGUUUGUCGCAAGAUAAAGGAGUAACAUAUUACAGAUGGAAUUGUUGUACAUAAAGCAUGAAUUACAUGACAGAUCAUAUGGCACGUGAAAGCAUUAAAUAUUUGAAAAUAAGCAAGUAUUCUUGGCUGACAUAUGGUAAAUAAAGUAGUAUGUGCUAGGGGGGGUCACAACAUAAGAUAUGGAAU
Molecule: messenger RNA, 2920 nt
Organism: Pelobates fuscus (common spadefoot toad)
Lineage: Eukaryota; Metazoa; Chordata; Amphibia; Anura; Pelobatidae
Exons: 15
Coding region: 1-2049 (682 amino acids)
Source: RefSeq, a predicted model, not a curated record